This is a messenger RNA of Entrophospora sp. SA101, 2820 nucleotides long. NCBI's taxonomy places the organism in Eukaryota, Fungi, Glomeromycota, Glomeromycetes, Entrophosporales, Entrophosporaceae. The record is from the annotation of a GenBank genome assembly.
AUGAAUGAACCCACAAAAAAUAAAAAGACUAAUAAGAUUUCAUUAGUUUAUUCAAACAUAUUUCAAUUGGAAUCCUCAAAAUUAAAUAUUUUAAAACAAUUAUUAGUACAACAACAACAAGUCUACGAUGACGACAAUAGUCUAAAUAAUAAUAGCUUAAGUCUAAAUAAUCGCUUAUUUAAUAACAGUUUAAAUAACAACAGAAAUCUAAUUGACAACAGAGAUCUAAUUAACAACAGAACAAAUCUAAUUGACAACAGAAACCUAAUUGACAACAGGGACAACAGAAAUAAUUUUGAAUAUUUAAACCCAAGCGAUGACCUAAGCGUUAGUUUAAUUAAAACUAUUUUAAUCUUCUUGAAUGAUUAUUAUUUUUUCUUUAGUAAUAAUUUAGAAGAAUUUCAAAUAUUUAAGAAAUGUUACAAUUCAAAAAGUUAUGAGAAUUCGAUCAUUGAACAUACUAUAGAUGUUUAUAUAUCUAUAGUGGACAAGAAAUUAACCGAGUGGUUAAAGGGUUUUAUCGAGCUUGAAAUAAAAGAUUUUAAUGAACGUGAUAAUAAUAACAAUAGUAAUAAUACAAAACCCAAUAAUAAAUUAGGAUUAAAUAAUACAAACAUCUUAAUAAGGAUAAUGAAACAGUUGAAUAUUAAUGAUUCGGUAGUUAAUAAACUGAAUAACACCAAAUUAUUAAUGAAUUUGUUAUCAUCAAUUAAUAGAUUUCUAAUAAAGAUAGAAGACAAUUAUUUGGAUUUAAUCACCAAAGAAUAUGAUAAACAUAAAAAUAAUUUAGAGAUAAAUGAUGGAUUUAUAGAAUAUAUUAUAGCAAUAUUGAAUGAUAGAAUAUCAAUUAAGAAUAACUUCACUAAUGAAAUAAAUUAUUACAAUAUCUUCAAUGAUAAUAAUAAUUUUAUCGAUAAAACCAUAGGAAUAUUAAUAAAUAUAAUAUUUCAUGAUAUCAACAAAAUCUUUGCUAAGUUACACACUAAAUUAUGGUAUCAGAGUGACUUGAUGGCCAUUAUCACUGCUACACUCAAGGAUUAUCCAAUUAUUGAAAAAAAGCAUAUUACAGUUAAACUUCGUUUUUCAACAGGUGACAUUAUGGAUUAUAAUUUUGAUCUUAGUCAACUAACCGUACUACAAUUCAAAGAAAGGCUUGCCAUUCCAACAACUAUACCUGCUAAUAAAAUGAGAUUAGUUUACUCAGGAAGAGUAUUAAAAGAUGAAGACUUGGUAGAAAGUUACGGUGUCAAAGAAGGACAUACAAUACAUGUUGUUCGAAGUGCUGCUAAUCGUGCUGCUGAACAAGCUGCAAAUUCUUCAACGAACAACAAUUCUAGGAAUCCCAAUAACAAUCCAUCAAUAAAUCCAUUUACUUUGAAUCUUUUGGGUUUGGGCGGAAGCUUUGACCAAGAUCAUUUACUUUCUAAUCCUGAAAUAGUAAGAUCUAUGGUCAUGCAAAAUCCAGCAAUGAGACAAAUGAUUGAAAGAAAUCCUGAAAUUGGUCACAUCAUUAAUGAUCCAUCUUUUAUUCGUCAGACAAUGGAUAUGGCAAGAAAUCCUGAAUUAAUGAGGGAAAUGAUGAGAAAUAAUGAUCGAGCUUUAGCAAACCUUGAAACUAUACCUGGAGGUUUUAAUCACCUACGGAGAAUGUAUCACACACUACAAGAACCACUUGAAUCUGCUGGUCGAAAUAAUGAACAAUUAUCAGAGGCAGCUAAUCAACGUCUUGCCCAAAUUUUAAAUGUUGAAAAACCACCAGAGGGCCGUAUAAAUACCACGCCAUUACCAAAUCCAUGGGCUCCAAGGAAUAACAAUAAUCUUGGAAGUUUAGGCGGGAUAACAUCAUCAGGAAAUGUAACAAAUCCUUUUGGUGGAAUACCAUCCUUUAGUUUAAUGGGAUUUCCGCCUAAUCAAGCACCCUUUCAAUCUUUAUCUACCAAUACUAAUAACAGAUUACCAAAUAGUAAUUCGCAAUUAAAUAACGGAUCAUCGGCACCAACUAAUAAUACAUCAUCACAACCUUCUUCCACGAACGGUCUUCCACAGAAUUUCCCUAGCGUUAGAUUUUCAUCACAUCCACGGAGUUUACCAACAUCUUCUAAUCCUGAUUUUAUUAGAAGCUUUCAAACAACAUCAACAACACCUACUACAUCAACGGCUACAUCAACGCCUACAUCAACCACGUCAUCAUCACCAUCAACGGUAGCAACAUCGACCACGUCAACAACGCCACAACCUAUCAAUCAAUCAUCCGAACCUCCUGAGGCUCGUUUCCGAGAACAACUUCGAAAUUUAAAAGAUAUGGGAUUUAUGGAUCAAGCUGCAAAUAUUCGUGCAUUACUUGCUGCUGGUGGUGAUGUUAAUUCUGCAUGUUGUGUUACCAAUUACAUAUUAAAAAAACGUGCAUAUUUGCUUGACAUAUGGGGUCUGGACAAUAGAAAAGAUUUGCAUUCCAAGUACUAUUGUUUUUUAAACUUUAAUGGAAGACCUUAUACAUCAAAUACACUUGACGAACAUGUUGAUAUGUUGAUGGUUUGUCAUCAUCUUGACAAAAAUAUCCCAGAGGAUAUUGCAUUUGCUGAAUCACGUAUAAGAGCUGAGACAAUUGCUGCCGAGGAUGUUUUACAUGAUUUAGGAGCUAUUAGUAUCAUUAGUUCUGAUUCACAAGCUAUGGGUAGAAUUGGUGAAGUGGUGCUAAGAACCUGGAAGACUGCUCACAAAAUGAAAUCCCAAAGAGGUAGAUUAGGUGAUGAUAAUGAUGGUCAGGCUGAUAAUUUCAGAAUUAAAAGAUAUGUUGCCAAAUACACCAUCAACCCGUAA